Molecule: messenger RNA, 2703 nt
Organism: Sinocyclocheilus anshuiensis
Lineage: Eukaryota; Metazoa; Chordata; Actinopteri; Cypriniformes; Cyprinidae
Gene: dqx1
Product: DEAQ box RNA-dependent ATPase 1
Exons: 11
Coding region: 1-2022 (673 amino acids)
Cellular component (GO): intracellular anatomical structure; spliceosomal complex
Molecular function (GO): RNA binding; helicase activity
Source: RefSeq, a predicted model, not a curated record
AUGGAAUACACUCAUUGGUUCGCAGUUCCUCAGUGGUGUGUGGAGUUCGCUCUGUCUCAUGAGUUCUCUCAGGGUCUGGUGUGCUGCUCUCAGCCAUACGCGGCGGCCGCCUGCAGUCUGGCGCUCAGAGUGGCUGAUGAGAUGGACUUGAGUCUGGGGUUGGAGGUGGGCUACAGGGUCCCACACGAGGACGGCUGCACGCCGGACACCAUACUGCGGUUUGUCACAGACUCUCUCCUGCUGGAGGAAAUGAUGUCAGACCCUCUGCUGCGCCAGUACGGGGUUUUGGUCAUUGAUGAGGCUCAGGAGCGCACAGUGGCGACGGAUGUGCUGCUGGGGCUGCUAUGUGAUGUGUGCCGCCAGCGCGCUGAGCUCAGGGUGGUGGUGCUCACCGCGCCUGCAGUUGCUCAUACCUUCGCCAGCUUCCUGGGAGAGAGUGUUCCUCACCUCAGCGUUCCUUCGCAAACCAACACCACCGAAAUACUGUACCGAGAGCUGCCGGCAGGACGUGACCUGGCCACAGCUUCCUGUCACAUGAUCCUGGACCUACACCGCAGGGGAGAGGAAGGAGACAUACUGGUGUUCCUCCCUAGUGUGCAGGAGAUUCAGGAGUGUCGCGUGGCACUGGAGAAGGAGUGUGUGUCUCUCAGCGCUCAUCUGCUGUCUCUGCGCGUGAUCGAUCUGCACGCCGGUGUCGGAGGAUCAUCGCAGCAGCUUUACAACUCCGAGAGUCCUGAGGACAAGCAGCAGGACGAGCUGCCGGACACUGUAGAGUCUCCAGCCCAGAGACGCAGAGUCAUCCUCACCGACGUCUUAGGGGAGGCUUCAUUCUCUCUCAACAACAUCCGAUACGUCAUCGACAGCGGCAUCCAGCUGAAGACCAUCUACAACCCACAGAUCCGAGCAGAUUCACAGCUUCAGCAGCCCAUCAGCAAACAGCAGGCCGACACACGCGCCCGCAGGGUCAACAGCACACUGCCAAGCGUGUGUUUUCGGCUGUACUCUCAGCUGAUGUAUGAGGAUGAGAUGCCUGCGUCUCGCUGUCCGGCGGUGACAGAAGCAAACCUCAGUCAUCUGGUGCUGCUGCUCAAGCGGCUGGACAUUGCAGACAUGGGCCAGUGCAAGUUCCUGGACCGGCCAGCUCCGGAGGCACUGAUGCAGGCACUGGAGGAUCUGGAUUAUCUGGCGGCUCUCGAUGACGACGGGAAUCUGUCAGAGGUGGGAAUCAUCAUGUCUGAACUUCCUCUGGAGCCGCCAUUAGCCAAAGCUUUGAUUGCGUCCUGUGAGUUUGACUGCGUGAAUGAGCUGCUGACCAUCGCUGCCAUGCUGACCGCUCCGCCGUGCUUCAUAACACCACCAGCUAAUAAAGAGGAGGCGGCAGCGACGCACAGACGACCCCUGCUGCAUCCAGACGGAGAUCACAUGACCCUCAUCAACGUCUAUAACGCUUAUCUACAGCAUAAUGAAGACGAGGUCUGGUGCAGGACAAACUUCUUGAAUGCCUCUGCUUUACGAUUGGCUGUGGUGAUCAGGGCGGAGCUACUGGAGGUGAUGCAGCGAAUCGAGUUGCCUGUCUCUUCUCCCGCUUUCGGUUGCCAGGACAACAGCACCAAUAUUAAGAGAGCUUUGAUAUCGGGCUUCUUCCUGAAGGUUGCUCAUGAUGUUGACGGCUCAGGGAACUAUCUGCUGCUCACGCACCGGCACGUGGCUCACCUCCACCCCUUCUCAUCGUACCACUGCCGCCGACCGCAGCCCAACCCGCCCAGCUGGGUGCUUUACCACGACUUCACCAUCUCACACGACAACUGCAUCUGCAUCAUAUCUGAGAUUCACCCACAAAUGUUGGUGGAGCUGGCGCCUCAGUACUAUCUAGGGAACCUUCCAGCCAGUGAAGGCCGAGAUCUGCUGAUGGGCCUCAGACAGAGUUUAUUUCCUCCAGAUGAGCAGGACACAAACCCUCAGGACCAAAGCCAUGAAGAAGUGGGCGGUCAGUACAGUGCAGAGACAUGCAGCGUACAGUAGCUGAAACACUCACUGCACACAAACUCAAACCAGCAGCAGCGGUGGUGCAGUAAACACCUCCAGACGACUGUUAUCUCUCUUCAGCAGCCUCAAUCAAUCUCACCUGAGAUCUCAUCAGGCUCAGAUUUACUAUUUCUGUAACUGACUUGCUAUGAAAUAUAUAUUUAUAUAUUUUUAAUAGUAAAUAAAGACUUCUUUCUGGAUGAAGUAAGGGAACGGAGUCCAGCAAACGCACUCUCAUCCUCCUGCAGCCGAUCAGAUGAAGCUCAAAUCAUGUCCACUCACAUGAAGACUCUAGUCACAUCAGUAAUAAAUAGUAGUCUGUCGUUAGACAAUCUCUCUUGUAGAAUAAAUGAAUUACAGCUGUCUGUGAACAGCAUGGAAGCUUACUUCUGCCAUGAAAUAAAAAUAUAAAAAAGGUAAUUGUGAAAAACUCAGAAUUGCGAGAUGUAAACAGAAUGCAGAGAUAAGUCAAAACUGCGAGAUGUAAAUUUAAAAUUCUCACAAUUGUAAAAUAUAUAAAUUCUAAAAUUCUUAAAUUGUAAAUUCUCACAAUUGCAAAAUAUAAACUUUGCAAUUCUAAGAAAAAAGUGAGAUAUAAACUCACGAUUGUGAGUAGGCAUGGGCUGGUAUGAGAUUUUGACAGUAUGAUAACCUUAAGCAAAAAUAUCACGGUUUCUC